Molecule: messenger RNA, 1092 nt
Organism: Thermochaetoides thermophila DSM 1495
Lineage: Eukaryota; Fungi; Ascomycota; Sordariomycetes; Sordariales; Chaetomiaceae
Exons: 2
Coding region: 1-1092 (363 amino acids)
Source: RefSeq, a predicted model, not a curated record
AUGCCGUUCUCACUUUCACCUGCUCGACGCGCUUGCUCUGCUCAAGGGAAUCUGUCGAUAUACAAUCAGGCGAUCCGCCCUCGCGGCGAAAUCGACAUCUCUCCCUCGCACCAGCAAAGAUACAUCCGCGAGCAGGUCGAUCUCCCAAGCCGAUACUCCCGAAGACUAGUCAAGUCCAGGGAAGAACGCUCUUCACACGAAGGUACUUACAUCCGCGAGGAGUAUUCAAUCAACGAAAGUUGGACAAUGAGCUUGUUCAACUCGUUCGUACCGGCUCUGAUUCGGAGCCGCAUUCCUCGAUUCAAUGCAUUGCGAGGAGUUCAGGAAGUUGUACAACACUUGCAGGCACCGCAUAGCCUGGAACCCCAAAUGAAUGAGGAGUCUGGGAUCGGUCAGAACGGUAUGACGCUCGCUCCAGUGGCGGUUGCUUCUAGAAGGGGCACCAGAGCCAUAUGGGACUUGACCAGCAACAUGGCAAACGGAGAGAGCAGACCUAGCCAGUCGGGGGUUAACUGGAGAUACGCAAGCAAUGGCGCACAAGGCCUCGUCACUUCCGGACAGGAGUACCUCAGACACCAUGAGUCUAGCUAUGACUCUAAUUUCGAGCGUUUCCAAUACAUCCAAGGCACACAGGGUAUCCUUCACGGCCUUCCCGAAAAUCUCAGCGCAGAGGAGGUCACCAUGCUGAGCGGCGCCAUGCCAUCUGCCCUUGUUGCUAAGUUGGCAAGACAGGUUGGCGUCGAACCUCAGGAUCGCGGGUACGAGGAGCGCAGUUGGAUUCACGUCGUAGUCUACAUCUGUCUCUGGGCAACGUAUCGAAUCUUCUUUUGGCUGGCCCCUUUGGUGGCCAGCUUGUUGCAAUGGGUCACAGAGUGGGAAAGGGACCACCAUUAUGUCCAGGAAGCACUGAUUCGCUUGACUCGCUUUUUAUUCGGUUUCAACCUGCUUCUCAGUAGUAUGCGCGAAACUCGUUGUGCGAAAGCCAUCACCUCAUUCUUUGGCGUCAUCGUGGAUGACGCUCUGGGAGGAGUCAGAGAGUUUUCCGAUAGGUUGGCCGCUGGUAAGCUAGACAGGCCCUUGUGGGAAAUCUGA